UUCCCCUUAUCAUUGCUCUCAUUCUGUCUGACCAAAAGCUGCAGCUGCAGCAACCCUGGCCAGAGCUUAGUUUAUGAAAUUCUCACCUUAUUUCACAUUUCUCUGGCACCUUUCCUCUCCAAGGAGCCAAGGGCAGUGUUGCAAACUCCACCCCUGGGGGCCCGCCAAGGACCAGCCAAACGGUUUGUGGGAAGAGAAGUAUUUUGUCUGUGGACUUGGCCCUAACCCUUCCUUCCCCCUUCUCCGAGGCCCUAUUCCCCGGAGGCCUGGCAGCCGGGCUAUUUUGGGCUCUGUUGCCCCAUUCUCCCUUAAGGGGUAAAAGUUCAGCCCCAUCUCGGAAACUGUUAGGCAAUAUCAGGCGGAAGGGAGGGAUUAGGGAGGUCAUACUCUCCCUCUUACUCGGCUCCCUGCUCUCCUUGCCCUUGCAUUUCUUUCUCCAGAAGGCAAAAGAGCAGCCAAGAGAAGGAACGCAGGGCCCGAGUGGCCCACACUCACGGAUGGGGGAAAGACUGGGCCUUCAUUUUGCCUGCUGCACCAAAGCCUCUCCCCACUCCCCCAGGAGUCCGAGGUGGAAGUCAAGUAAACUCCACUUGACAGCUGAAGCUCCAGGCACUCUUGGCUACGUUGCCUUUACUGUCCCAGUGGCUUUACCUUUUAGUACUGUGUUUGGUCAGUGGGUUCUCACCAGCACAAUGAAGUGUGAACAGGGAUGGAGACCUCUGGCUCAAAUUCCUCUCUAAGGACUCUGUCUCAGGUCUCCAUUCUCCUGUUGGCUUUCUCAACCCCUCUCAAUUCUAUCCCUCCCCUCCCAAUUCCCUACUUAUCCUGGACAUAGUGUUCCUGUACACAUUUGCUCUCCAUCUCCCUUAGUAGAGGUAAGGUCAGGGGCUGUCUGGUCUCUUUUUGUACCCCACCCCCGCAGCACAGUGCAUAUAGCCCAAGGCCGCCCUCCUCAGUGCCACAGUAACCCAAGGCAGAAUCCAGUCCCUUGCCCCGCAAUCUGGGAAAAGCCCCCCGGGUCACAUCGGGAUACCCAGCGGCUCCUCAGCUACAACACUCUUCUCUAGGGCUUUUCCCACUCUCCCCAGGGCACACUUUGGGGGCUCCUGCUAGUUCUGGCUGUCCCGGAGCACGCCAGACAGCAUUUCAGGCCCUGUGUCAGAGGAGGAAAGAAUUGUACUGGCCAUCUCGCACUGUAUUACAGGCUGGAGGCUCCCCGAGCUCUCUGGGAUCUGCCAGUUCCAGCUAAUUGAAUUUGUAUGAUAGAAUUGCACUGCCCUCUUGUGGUCAAACUUAGAAAUGUUAUUUCCCCCAAGAAAGAUGGAGCGAUGGGAGCAGAAUGAGAAGUUUUGAAGUGGGGAUUGGGAAGGAGGCCCUUCAAAAGGAGCAGGGGGGUGGAAUCUGUUUUCAGGGAGCAGAGCUGUGGGGGUUAGGAUGUUGUUGAUGUGAACAAAGCUCACAGUCAAAAAAUGUGGGUUUAAUACCCAACUUGGCCUUUUUAUUUAAUAGUGUUUUAUUUCCCAAAUAUAUGCAAAGAUAGUUUUCAUUAUUCAUCUUUGCAAAACCUUGUGUUCCAAAUUUUUCUCCCUCCCCUCCUCUGGACAGCAAGCAAGCCUAUAUAGGUUAAACAUGUGUAAUGGGGCAGCUAGGGGGACGCAGUGGAUAGAACACGGGUCUUGAAGUCAGGAGGACCUACUAUGUUUAAAUCUGGCCUCAGACACUUAACACUUCCUAGUUGUGUGACCCUGGGCAACCCCAAUUGCCUCAGAGAAGGGAAAAAAUAAAAGUGCAAUUCUUCUAACAUAUGUCAUGAUGUGCAAAAAAAAAAAAAAAAACGAUCAAAAGGAGAAAAAAACACAAGGAAAUAAAAAGCUAAUAACAAAAAAAGAUGAAAGCACUACACUAUGCUUUAAUCUAUAUUUAAUCUCCAUAAUUCUCUCUGUGGAUGUGGAAGGCACUUUCCAUCACAAGUCUAUUAAAAUUGCCUUGAAUCACUUCAUUGUUGAAAAAAGUCAAGUCCGUCACAGUUGAUCAUGUUGCUGUGAAUAAUGUUCUCUUGGUUCUGUUCACGUUCAUAUGUCAUAACUGUGCCCAAAGGGCUAUAAAACUAUCACACACUCUUUGAUCAAGCAAGUACCACUACUGGGCUUAAAUCCCAAAGAGAUCAGGAAAAAGGACCCAUAUGUACAAAGAUGUUUGUGGCAGCCUUUUUUGUAGUAGAAAGGAACUGGAAACUGAGUGGAUGCCCAUCAACUGGAGAAUGGCUGAAUAAGUUAUGGAUAUGAAUGUAAUGGAAUAUUAUUGCUCUAUAAGAAAUGAUGAGCAGGCAGCUAGUUGGUAGAGUGGAGAGCCCCAGCCCUGAAGUCAGCAGGACCUGAGUUCAAAUCUGGUCUCAGACACUUAACACUUCCUAGCUCUGGGACCCUGGGCAAGUUAUUUAACCGCAGUUGCCUCAUCAAAAAAAAAAAAAAGAAAGAAAGAAAGAAAAAAGAAAUGAUGAGCAACCUGAUUUCAGAAAAACCUGGAACUUAUAUGAACUUAUAUUGAGGGAAGUAGAAAGAGCCAUCUGCAUCCAAAGAGAGAACUAUGGAGACUGAAUGUGGAUCAAAGCAUAUUAUUUCCACUUUUUUCUUUCUUUUUUUUUCUUUUCUCUUUUGAUCUAAUUUUUCUUGCAUGAAAUGACAAAUAUGGAAAUGUGUUUAGAAGAACUGUACAUAUGUAACCUAUAUUGGAUUGUUUGCUAUCUUGGGGGAGGGGCCUUGGAACACAAUGUUUUGCAAAGGUGAAUAUUAAAAACUAUCUUUGCAUGUAUUUGAAAAAAUGAAAAGCUAUUAUUUUUUAAAAAUCCAUCUAGCAUAAAUUAUUUAAUCAUUCCCCAAAUGAUAAACAUUCACUCAAUUUCCAAUUCGUUGCCAGUACAAAAAGACAUUUUUGUACAUAUGGGUUCUUUCCCCUCUUUUAUGAUCUUUAGGAUAGAGACCCAGUAGAGACAUUGCUGGAUCAAAGUUUUGGGCAUAGUUUCAAAUUGCUCUCCAGAAUGGUUGGACCAAUUAACAAUUCCACCGAUAAUGCAUUACCAACUUUGCUUUUUAAUAACAGAAUGACCAUGACUUCUUUGAAUCCAUUUCCUCAUCUGUAGAAUGGGGAUAAUGCUUGCAUACUUUAGCUUGUAGGGCUAGGAGAAUCAAAUGGAAUCAUGUACUGUUGUACAUAAAAGUAUACCAUUAAGAUGGUUCUAAAGUGUCAUCUCAGUGACCUCAGGGGAAAGCUAAGGACCCAGAGACUGGGGUAUGGAAGGAAGGGGAGGAACCUGUGCAGACUCUAUGUUUUUACUCUAGAGACACUGAAGUCCCUGUUUCCACUCCUGUCUCUUAAAUCGGGCUAAUACAAAGGAAGAGCAGAUGUGACAGAGGGCUAUUAUGUGAGAGGCAGGUCAGGGGCCUAUAAGAUUAUUGGCUAGGAGGAGGGGAAAGAGGGGGAUUAUAGAAUUUGGGAAGCCUGGUCUAAAGAGUGUGGCUUACUCCAGUCAUUCCAGAAGCAUGUGGUUUGAUCAAAGGGGCAAGAUUUGCCCCUAAUAAGACUGGGUAGAGUGAUUUCCAUCAAAAUCCUCAGUCCUUAACCUGCAUGAGAAUUUCUUUACUCAGCAGACAGUAGGCUUGCACUGACACCUCCAGUUUGUUCCUCCUGGCCAGGACAUAUUGGGAAAAUCCACCUCUGACCUCACCCACCCCAUCCAAAAGAUCUAAAUUCUUUUUUUUUUUUUUUUUUUUUUUGAUGAACCCAUGGAAGUUAAUGAGUCCACAGCCAAGUAAAGUCAACAAGCAUUUAUUAUGCAACUACUAUAAACAAGGCACAAUAUGAAAAUCUGUUAGAAGAACUGCACAUGUUUAAUUUAUAUAGCAUUGCUUGUUGACUAGGGGAAGGGAGGGGAAAAAAUUGGAACACAAGGUUUUAGGAAGGUGAAUGUUGAAACUAUCUUUGCAUAUAUUUUCAAAAAAUAAAAUACUAAGUCCUCAAGGAGAUUACAUUCUAAGAAGGGAGACAACAUAUAAACAAAUAUGUAUCAAUGAGAUAUAUACAGGAUAAAUUGGAAGUAAUCUCAGAGCUCUGCAAAGUGCUGGAUGAUGUUUAUCAGAUACAUUGUAGAGGGGAUCCACAAUACUGAUUGGAUUAGAUAUUGCAAGGAAACUUUCAAAUCUGUGUGUGUGUGUGAAUUCUAGCUAUACAAUUUAAUCCAUGCCUGACUUUGGGCAAUGCACCUUAAUAUCUCAGGACUUCAGUUUCUUUCUCUAUAUAAUAAGGGGUUGGUCUACAUAGUCUGUAAAUUCUUCCAUUUUAAAUGUUAUUGUUAGUCCCAAUUUCAGAGACGAGGCCACUAAAGGAUAAGGAUUGUAUCCAAGGCCACAAGAAAAUCAGGGACAGAGCUGGUUUCCCUAGCUCACAUGAAGUAUUUUCUCCCUCAGUCAGUUGCUUCGAUGUGCCUCACAAAGCCCCAAAGACGCUCUAAUAGCAUUUAACAAGCAUUUAUUGAAGGCCUUCUUAUGGGCAAGGCACACUGUUAGACGCUGAGCAUAACAAAAAUAAGAUGAUUAUUCUCUCCUCUUGUUCUAGGUUUUUGGACAUCACUAUCUAUUUGACCACUUUCUUCUCUGUCUCCCUGAAUAGAUCCCUUUGCAAAUUACCUGAAUUGUCUUCUAACCAUAGCUGUCCCUCAGAGUUCUGUCCUGGACCCUCUCCCUCUAUACCAUUUCAUUUGAUGAUCUCAUUGGUGAUCUCCCAUGGAUUUAAUCACCAUCUCCAUAUGCUGAUGAUUCUCAGAUCUACCUAUUCUGCCCCUGCCUCUCUGCUGAACUCCAAUCUUGCAUCUCCAACUGCCCUUCAGUUAACUUUGUGUGUAUGUGAAGCAGAGUAAGUGAUUGCUCAAGGUCAUACAAUUAAAUGCCUGAGAUCAAAUUUGAACUCAGGUCCUUCUGACUCCGGGACAGUGUUCUAUCCCACUGCACUACUUAUCUGCCUCACCCAAGAUAUCUUGACCUCUAUGUCCAGUAAGCAUUUUAAAUUCAAUGUGUCUAAAUGAAAAUUCAUUUAUCUUUCCCUCCUAAACCCCCCCUCCUCCACCUCCUACCUUCCCUAUUACUGUAGAAGGUAAUACCAUCCUCCCAGCUCCUCAGGCUGAAAACCUAGGAGUCAUCCUGUGCUCCUGUUUCCCUAUAUUCAAACUGGCUGUUGAUUUCAACAUCUUUGGAAUAUUAUUCCCCUUCUCUCCUCUGACACUGCUCCCACUCGAAUUCAGGCCUUCCUAACCUUAUGCCUAGAUUACCGUAAUAGACACUGGUGGUUCUGCCAAUCUCAAAUCUCCCUACUCCAAAUCAUUCUCCAUUCAACCACUAAAGGGAUUUUCCUAAAAAACAGGUCCACAUCUCCCCCCCUCAAGAAACCUCAGGUGUUCCCUAUCCUCCAGAAGAAAAUAUAAAAAUCUGUUUGGCAUUCAAAGCCCUUCCUUCCUAUCCAGUUUUCUUACAUUUUCCCAACAUAUACUCAAUCGUCCAGCAAGAAGCCUUUCCAGGAACAAGAAACUCCGGACAGUCUUUCACCCCAUUGCUUCUUCUCCCUCUUCUGAUGAGACUAUGAUCUAUCUGACUUCCUUCAAGACCCUUUUCUACAGGAAGCCUCCUCCAAACCCUUUUAAUUCCAAAGUAUCUUCUCCUUCCUUCCUAUUUAUACAGUAUGUAGCUUGUUUGUUGUCUCCUUCAUACCUAAUUAGAUUGUGAGUUCCUUAAGGUCAAGGAUUCUCUUAUGCUUUUCUUUGUAUCCUCAGUGCUUUACCCCAGUUCCUAGCACCCCGUAGGUAUUUAAUGUUUACUGAUUUCUGACUUCUAGGAUUUGACUUGAAAAUUCAUUUUGUCCUAUGUUUGCCAUUUUGCAGUGUUGACUUAGCUGAGGACCAGUUUUCACUGGACUGGUUUCCUGAAGUCUGCCUUCUGUUUCUAGUAGUUUUUGCAUUGCUGGAGAGAGCUUGGAGAACUUUGAUAGCCCAAAGGAGUCGGCCUUGUCUCUUUAUCUUAUCUUUAAAGGAAGAGGAUUCUCUUUUAAUCUAGAAAGUAAGGACACAUUCCUUCCUUUGCAACUAUGGAGUGAUAAGUAUCCCAUUUUUCUGUAUCCAAACAGCACCUCCUCUUUCUUAAUAGCUUAAUUAUUGGGAACUGAAUAAUAACAGGAUAUGUAGCCAUCAACUUCUGCUAACUUCUCAUGAUUGGAAGAAUUAUACCUCACUUCCCUCUCUCUGCACUGAUCUCCGCGAGUAUUGGAACAACCUAGUUCCUCGGGCCAAUUUUGGGUUACAAGCAGCUUAGUUAAAGCCUCUGAGGCAGAAUUUCAACUCAGGUAUUUCUGAUCCCAAAUCCCCAGUUCUAACUAGUCAUUGUGCUCCAUAGAAGCUCCACCAGACAAAGCAAAAUUUGUUAAACAGCAGCUCUCCUGCAGGCCGGCACCCACGUUUAAGUAGUGUUAAGACCCAGUAGCUGAAGGCACGUGCCUCACAAGCGGUUCAUUUAACACCCUGGAAGGCACGUGCUCGGGAAAGGAGACUGUUGAUUGGGCAGCAGUGGCACCGCCCCCUCCAGAACCUCAGGCGAUUGGUCGAGGAACUUAAAAGUUGGGCUCCUGGGCGCGGGAGGAGAGAGUGAUGGCGGCUGCAGUGGCUACCGCGGCCCUUCUCACCUGCCUGCUCCUGAGCCGGACAGGGGCCGACAUGGUUGGGGACGAGGCCCGCGAAGCGGAGGCCGUGCGGGACUUGCUGUCGCGACUGCUAGGCGCUCGGGCGGCUGCCGGCUUCUCGGUGUCCGUGAAUCGCUCCCUGGCGCCGACCCCGGGCGCCGAUACGUUUCGCCUGAGCGGCGGCGGUGGCGAGAACCCCGUGCAGGUGGCCGGCUCCAGUGGCGUGGCGGCCGCGGCCGGACUACACCGCUACCUGCGCGACUUCUGCGGCUGUCACGUGGCUUGGUCAGGCGCCCAGCUUCGCCUGCCCGAUCCUCUGCCCGCAGUGCCCAAGCCGCGGACCGAGAGCACGCCCAACAGGUACCGCUAUUACCAGAACGUCUGCACGCAGAGCUACUCCUUCGUGUGGUGGGGCUGGGAGCGCUGGGAGCGAGAGAUCGACUGGAUGGCCCUGAACGGCAUCAACCUGGCGCUGGCUGCCGUCGGGCAGGAGGCGGUGUGGCGGAGGUUGUACUUGACCCUGGGCCUGAAUGAGACAGAGAUAGAUGAGUACUUCACUGGGCCAGCCUUCCUGGCAUGGGACCACCUGCAUAACUGGGAUGGCCCCCUAUCCUCCUCCUGGCACCAUAAGCAAUCUUCCCUGCAGUACCAGAUUCUGGAGAGAAUGAGAUCUUUUGGGAUGAAACCAAUGCUUCCUGCAUUUGCUAGACAUGUCCCCAAGGCAUUUACCAGGUAAGUUUACUAAGAGAGAGACCAAGGCAGGACCAUGGAUGGCAAAAUUCAAAGAUCCUCUCCAGUACUUACGGCCAAGCUGGUGGAAAGGACACACACAUCUACUUAAUCACCAUCUUUCCUCUCAGAAUUUAUUUCAUAACAAGGCCUCAGAAUUAAUGCAUGACUGAAAAAACCCACAAAUAAUCACCAACAGAAGAUAUCCUUGAAAUUCACCAGAAAAGGUUUGUUUUUGCUUGCGAGUAGGGAUGGUUAGAUUGGGCGCAGACUGAAGGCAGGCAGCAAGGGUGCAACAGUGAGAGUAUGGAGCUGACUGAGGGGGGUGAGGUGUGAUCUCAGCUGUUUCUGUGGGGAGAUCUUUACCAUACUAUGGAUACUUUACCCUGGCAGCCAGGAGAUCAGCAGAGGAGCUGUAAACACAGGGGGUAAAGACUAUAACCCCCAAAAGCUAGGGUUUCUCGGGACCUGGCCACACUCACCCAGAGUGUCUAAGCACACUCUGAGUCUCAGAGUCUCAGAACAUUGAUGCAGCGCAACCAUUGCUGUCCUGCUAGUGCCUCAUUGUUGUAGUGCCCAAGUCUGUAGAGGAAACUCAGUAAUACCAUCCAGUCCCGCCCCCCCCCCCCCACCACCAAAAAAAAAAAAAAAAAAAAAAAGCAGACUGCAUUUGUUUUUUUGCUAUUUUGUUUUCUUUGAUUCUUCUUUGACAAAAUGAGCAAAAAAUUAAAAUGGACUCUAUCUAUUGAUAGUUUCUAUAUGGAUAGAGAGCAGACUUUAAACCCUGAGAAGACUAAAAACAGACUGUCUCCUGAUGAAUCCCCAAAAGGGGAUAGAUCUGGUCCUCAACACACAAGACUCCCAUAGAAGAAAUUUAAAAGGCUCUCACAAGAGAGCUAGAAGAAAAAGGGGAAAGGAAAAGGGUAGCUUGGCAAAAGAGUCUGGAUAAGUCAUCCCACUCAUUUAAAGUUAGAGUGGAUAAAGAAAUCAAAUCCCUGAAAAACAGAAUUAGUGAAUUGGACAAAUAAAAUAACUCUCUAAAAAAUAAAAUUGGCAAAAUGGAAAAAAAUUCCAUAGAACAAAACAACUCACUUAAAAACCUAGUUGGACAAUGAGAAAAAGAUAUAAAAAUGUGAGUGAAGAAAAUAAUUCAUUGAAAAUCAUAAUUGAACAAAUGGAAUUGAAUGACUUGAGGAGACACCAAGAAUCUGUCAAGCAAAACCAAAAAAAAAAAAAAAAAAAAUGAAACAGUGGAAAAAUGUCACGUACCUUCUUGGGAAAACCUGGAAAAUAGAUCUAGGAGAGACAAUCUGAGAAUUAUUGGACUCCCUGAAAAAUAUGAUGAAAAAAAGAGCCUGGGCACUAUUUUCCAGGAAAUUAUCAAAGAGAACUGCCCAGAUGUUAUAGAAACAGAGGGUAAAAUAGACAUUGAAAGAAUUCAUCGAUCAUCUACUGAAUGGGACCCUAAAAUCAAAACUUCAUGAAAUAUAGUGGCUAAAUUCCAGAACAACCAAACCAAGGAAAAAAUAUUACAAGCUGCUAGAAAAAAAUCAAUCAAAUAUAGAGGAGCCACAAUAAGGAUUAUCCAGGAUCUAGCAGUGUCCACAUUAAAGGAUCAAAGGGCCUGGAAUCUGAUAUUCCAAAAGGCUAAGGAACUUGCAGCCAAAAAUAACUUAUCCAGCCAAAAUGAGCAUUUUUUUUUCAGGGAAGAAGAUGGACAUUCAACAAAAUAUGUGAAUUUCAUCUAUUUCUGAUUAAAAAACUGGAACUAAACAAAAA
Messenger RNA from Antechinus flavipes (yellow-footed antechinus), 9225 nucleotides. RefSeq names its product alpha-N-acetylglucosaminidase-like. NCBI's taxonomy places the organism in Eukaryota, Metazoa, Chordata, Mammalia, Dasyuromorphia, Dasyuridae. The record is from RefSeq and is a predicted model, not a curated record.